Aspergillus sclerotioniger CBS 115572 is the source of this 1059-nucleotide messenger RNA. Its product is annotated as SDR family NAD(P)-dependent oxidoreductase. The transcript has 4 exons. The record is from RefSeq and is a predicted model, not a curated record. The coding region runs from base 88 to 930 and encodes 280 amino acids. NCBI's taxonomy places the organism in Eukaryota, Fungi, Ascomycota, Eurotiomycetes, Eurotiales, Aspergillaceae.
CAAUCACUUCCAGCUCAUCACUCAUCAACAAAUUCCACACAGAAUUCUCUGACUCAAUAUCCACAGACAACAGAAGCAUCAACAAAAAUGAUCACCAGCACCCAACUCGACGGCAUCGCCCUCGUUGUCGGCGCCGGCCGCGGCAUUGCCCAACAAGCCGCCUUCUCUAUCGCCUCCGCCGGGGCUCGCGCUAUCAUCUUCGCGGACAUGAAAGAAGACACAGCCAAAGCCUCCGCGGAGGAAAGCAAGCAAUACGCCACGCACAACGAGUACCAGGCUGUACAUUUUACCGUCAACGUCACCGACGAACAAGGCGUACAGGAUAUGGUCGACUUUGUCAUUGAGAGGUUUGGACGGGUGGAUUAUUGCGUUAAUGGUGCGGGGGUCGACAACGGCACACACUAUUCCGUCGCGGAAACCGACAUAUCGAAUUUCGACCGAGUGAUGAAAAUCAACGCCAGGGGGAUGAUGCUCUGCUGUCGAGCUGAAGCAGCAGCUAUGCGGAGACAAUCACCCCGGAUGUUCAAAUCCCAGAAUGGAGGAGCAAGUAGGGAUAUUGGCCGUGGAGCGAUUGUGAAUAUUGCUUCGGCGAAUAGUUUUGCUGGAUUGCCGGGGAAGAUGUGCUAUACGGUUUCGAAACAUGCUUGUAUGGCGGUUACGAAGAUGGUUGGGAUUGAUCACUCCGCCGAAGGUAUUCGGUGCAAUGCGGUGUGUCCGACGUGGGUGCGGACGCCUUUGCUGGAUGUGGAAUUUGCGAGAAAUCCGGAGAUCCGAGAGCAGAUGGAGAGAGUGGUGCCGAUUCAGAGGCCUGCGGAGUGUGAGGAGGUGGCGGAUACGGUUACGUUUUUGUUAAGUCCCGCGGCGAGUUAUAUCAAUGCGACCAGUUUGGUUGUUGAUGCGGCGGUGACAGCUACGUUGAGGAUGUAUUAGGGAUCAAUCAGGGGAUUGGGGAUUCAGGUGGAUCAUGAUGGUCGUCUUCGGCAGAAGGUCUGAGUGGUAUCAGAAUGUCAGGGAUACCUAGGGGUAAUGGUGUUUUUGUGUUGUUUCUUUAGAUUGCUA